Molecule: messenger RNA, 390 nt
Organism: Prunus armeniaca (apricot)
Lineage: Eukaryota; Viridiplantae; Streptophyta; Magnoliopsida; Rosales; Rosaceae
Source: the annotation of a GenBank genome assembly
AUGGAGGAGUUGUUGUCAUCAUCGUCAGUAACAAUGUUAAAAUUGACUGCAUCUGAUUACUCCAUUUGGAAGUCAAGAAUGGAGGGCAUCCUUUACUGCAAGGAUUUGUAUGAGCCCCUUCAAUUGUUAGGACAAAAACCUAAAGAGAAGUCAGAUGAUGCAUGGAGCAUUCUGAACAGAAAAUUUGUCAGACAAAUCCGACAAUGGGUAGAUCAAAGUGUGCUCCACCACGUGGCACAAGAGAUGUAUGAAUACAAGUUAUGGACAAAAUUGUCGUCCAUGUACGAACGGAAGACCCCUCAAAAUAAAGCCUCGGUUAUCCAAUGGUUGAUGGUGCUCGAUGAUGAGUUACAAGCACUAGUUUUACUCAACUCUUUGCCUGAUAGCUAG